AUGUUUUCUGAGGGUUGCUCGCCUUACGGUCCUUUCUGGGAUCGCUAUCUCGAGUACUGGAAAGAAAGUUUGGCCAGACCACGAGAGGUGAUGUUUCUGAGGUACGAGGAGAUGGUGUCAGACACACCCAAUGUUAUUAGGAAGCUAGCAAGCUUCCUCGGCGUCCCGUUCACCCGAGAGGAGGAAAGCGGCGGAGUCGUGGACCAAGUAGCUGAUUUGUGCGGCUUCACAUCACUUAGCAACGUCGACGCCAAUCGGGCAGAUCGUGUUGAAGUUGAGCACGCAGGAGCUAAGCUCGUUUUUAAUCCCUCUUCGCUGUUUAGGAAAGGGGAGGUUGGGGAUUGGGUGAACCACAUGAGCAAGGACAUGGCAGCUAGAAUGGACCAGCUUGUCGCUGAGAAGUUCAAGGGAUCAGGUCUCACGUUCUGA
Molecule: messenger RNA, 429 nt
Organism: Triticum turgidum subsp. durum (durum wheat)
Lineage: Eukaryota; Viridiplantae; Streptophyta; Magnoliopsida; Poales; Poaceae
Source: the annotation of a GenBank genome assembly